Messenger RNA from Rosa rugosa (rugosa rose), 2410 nucleotides. RefSeq names its product WRKY transcription factor 72B-like. Gene Ontology annotation, biological process: regulation of DNA-templated transcription. Lineage: Eukaryota; Viridiplantae; Streptophyta; Magnoliopsida; Rosales; Rosaceae. The transcript has 5 exons. Gene Ontology annotation, molecular function: sequence-specific DNA binding; DNA-binding transcription factor activity. The record is from RefSeq and is a predicted model, not a curated record. Bases 97 to 1977 code for a protein of 626 amino acids.
AGCACUGGAUCUGUGUAUAUAAAUUCAAUAUUAUACAAAGUCAAAAUCUAUAGGCUCUCUCUCUCUCUCUCCAUAUAUACAAGCAGCCAAAUUUCUAUGCAAUUAGCAAAGAGGCGUUCAAAAUCAAUGGAGAUUGAAAAGUCUUUGCUGGGAAAUUCAGUUAUGGAAGAGAACAGAAUGAAAUCUGAUGGUGAUGAUUCAGAAGGCACUUCCAAAGAUAUAAACAAGGGAGGAGAUGUUGAAGAAGUAGCUGAAGGAAAAUACAAUUUGAAGCUGCAGCCUUCACCUACACAAAAGGAUAGAGCUCAGAGCAAGCACAAACAGGAAGCAGAUGAUGAACUGGAAUUAGCUAAAGCUGAAAUGGGGGAGGUUAGAGAAGAAAAUAAAAGGCUAAAGGUGUUAUUAGCGCAAAUCGUGAAGGAUUACCAGGAACUUCAGAUGCAUUUUCUUGAUGUUAUUCAAAAACAAGAAACAAAUAAGAAAUCUAUGGAUACCAGUAGUACAGCUGAUCAUCAAGGAACUGUUUCGGCUGAAGCUGAUGAACUUGUGUCCCUUAGCCUUGGGAGAACCUCGAGUAGUACUAGUACUCAUGAUCAUCAUCUCAGAAAGGAUCAUCAUGAGAUGAUGAAAAAGACCAGCAGAGAUGACGAUUACGGGGUAAUGAAUGAAGCUGGACUUGCAUUGGAAUUGGGAUGCAGAUCAUUUGAGCCAGCUGCUGCUGAUCAUGAAACUACGAAGGUUAAUUCAAGCUCCGAAAUUAAUAGUUCAGCCGCAGAUCCAAAGGAAGACGAAGUAACUAAGAUAUGGCCGCCUAGUAAAAUGUUGAAGACAAGAGAUGAUGAUGUUUCACAACAGCAGACCCAUUUGAAGAAAGCUAGGGUUUCUGUCCGAGCUAGAUGCGAUGCUCCAACAUUGAAUGAUGGAUGUCAAUGGAGAAAAUAUGGACAGAAAAUAGCAAAAGGAAAUCCAUGCCCUCGAGCAUACUACCGUUGCACAGUUUCACCGUCGUGCCCUGUGAGAAAACAAGUGCAAAGAUGUGCGGAAGACAUGUCGAUAUUGAUCACAACCUAUGAGGGUAACCACAACCAUCCACUUCCCAUGUCAGCCACGGCCAUGGCCUCCACCACCUCCGCCGCGGCAUCCAUGCUUCAGUCUCACUCAUCCACCUCGCAACAAGGCCUUGUCAACUCAACCACCGCCCCCAUCUCCACCUCCACUAGUAACCUCCAUGGCCAUGGACCAAACUUCACCAAUAGUCUCUCCCAGAAUUCAUCGAGACUACUACCACAGUCACAGUUCUAUUUCCCCAACAGUUCAAUCUCAACCAACAAUUCCCACCCAACCAUCACCCUUGAUCUCACUGCUCCAUCUCCCUCCCAUUUCGGACUAAGAUUUCCUUCAGGGUUACCGAGAUAUUCCUCGAGUACAAGCCUCAACUUUUCGUCAUCGUCUUCCUCUUCUUUCGACCACAACACAUUACUACAAGCACCAAAUUGGAUUAACAAUCCCGCUGCUGCAGGCUAUUUCAACUAUGGGACGGUACUAUCUCAUCGGAAUAGGAUGAACCAAGCUGUUGGGGGGUCUUCUCUUAACAACGGAAAGCAGCCAUUUCAAGAACCUAAUUUCUACCAAUCUUACAUACAAAAUUCUCAGAAAGCAGCUCCUGCUGCACCUCAGCAUCAUCUGUUUACAGAGACAUUAGCCACUGCAACAAAAGCAAUCACAUCAAACCCUACGUUUCAAUCAGCUUUAGCAGCGGCACUCACGUCAUUUGUUGGUGCUAAUGGGGGUACUAGAGGGGCGGUCAGAGAAACUAGUCACAUCGUUAAUGGCAGUAGUAGUACUGAAAGUUCUGGGCUGAAAUUGAAGUGGGGUGAGUCCUUGACGCCGAUUAAUCCAAUCUACCCAUCAACCCAGAAAGGAAUCGGGUGCGCAUCACCAGGCUACUUGAACAAAUCAUCGUCGCCAUUGAAUUAGUUCUCAAUAUCAUGGGAGCUUUGUGUUGUUUUCCACCUUCAUUGCAACAUUCCAUGCACGUCUAACAUUUCUGUGUCUCAGCUGGGAAUAGGAGGCAUUUCAAGCAGAGUAAUGCUAGAGCUAGGGACUAUAUUUUUCGAUCACAUUAAUGAAUCGCAUUAUGUGACAAGUGCGGCCUCCUUGUUACAUUGACCAGCCGGUAGAUAAUAAAACACCUGCUUCAUAGUGUUGAUAAUUACAUGUGGCUUAAAAAUGUAGUCUCUUUAGCAUUAUAGCGGCUAGUGUAAUUAAUACCUCUUUCUCAAUUAGUCUUAGUAUCUCUGAUGAUGUCAAAACAAGUUAGGUAUAUCAUGUAAAUUAAAUUGCUAUACAUGUCCUAUAAACUGAUACAGUUUGCAAAAUUUAUAUAAUUGUAGAUUUAUGAACAUCAUGA